AUGAUAAUAUUGUUCUACAUGAUCAAUAAUCCACAGGAUAUUCAUUUAGCAAUCAAAGGUCAGUUUGAUGCUGUUUUGGAUACUAUUGGGGGGCCUGAAGCUGAAAGAAUAGGUGUCAACCUUUUGAAGAAAGGUGGGCAUUAUAUGACCCUUCAGGGCGAAGCAGCAUCUUUUGCUGAUAGAUAUGGUUUAGUUAUUGGUCUUCCAGCUGCUACAGCUAUUUUGCUAAAGAAGAAGCUUCAAUACCAUUAUUCUCAUGGAAUAGAGUAUGGUUGGACAUACAUGAGAGCUGAUGCUGAAGGGUUGGAUGAAGUUCGCAGACUCCUUGAAGCUGGAAAGAUGAAGAUACCUGUGGAGAAGACAUUCUCUAUUGCAGAGGUAAGACAGGCUCAUGAAGCAAAAGAAAAAAGACUUGUACAUGGUAAGGUUGUUCUGGAGCUCGACUGAUCUAACUUUCCCUAUUUCGAAUUAAGAUGCAAUCGAAAAUCUUCGAAAUAUAUCUGUAUAUCAUAAUAGAUGGCGCAUUGCUUCUGUCUCUCUUCCAUCUUCCUGCCCUUUUUAUUUCUCUUUUUUUUUUUUAAAUUAUAUUAAUUGUAAUCUCUCUUCAUCCUGGUAGAAGCAUAAGCCCCUCCUUUUGAGGAUGAAUCAAUUAGUUUCAAAAACUUCUCUCACAAUCUGAUCUAAGGAUUUAGGUUUCGUUUGGGACUGUUUUUUUAUUGCUUCUUAAAACGUUUUUUUAGUACAAAAAUUGCAACUUUUAUAUUUAAAAGUUGCUUUAAGAAGCAAUAAUAAAAUUGUCUCAAACGAAGCCUUAUUCUAUUCUAACAUUUGUGUAAUAAGUCCUCCAGGAUUUUUUUUUUGAGGGUUAUAAAUUUGUAGUUGUUAAAUUGAAUACAAUGCUUUUUAUUGUUCCAAAUGCUCUCUGCUUUGUACAAAUAAAAUGUACAAUUUUGGGAGACAUGAGGUAGCUGUGACUGGAUUGUUUGUGUGUACUGCUGCAAGGUCAAAAUUAUUUCAUCUGUAAGUGAAUACAGGUUUUGAUGUAAAUUAUUCAAUUUAUAUCUUGUAGCCUGUUGAAUCUUAUCUAAA
Molecule: messenger RNA, 1089 nt
Organism: Dendrobium catenatum
Lineage: Eukaryota; Viridiplantae; Streptophyta; Magnoliopsida; Asparagales; Orchidaceae
Product: reticulon-4-interacting protein 1 homolog, mitochondrial-like
Exons: 3
Coding region: 1-447 (148 amino acids)
Source: RefSeq, a predicted model, not a curated record